AUGCAUGUUUGGUCCUUUGAAAUAGGUCUUUUGGAGCAUUCUGGAGCAUAUGGGACAAGAGGAGAAUGGAGGGACUUGGCACAUGGACGCAGCUCAACUGGAUACGCAAAGGAAGAAGGGAGAAGCCAUCUUGAAGACCAGCUCGACCGUCUACUCGACCAACCGGUCGAGUUCAACUCGACCGGCCAAAACUCGAUCGAGCUGAGAAGUCAAACCAAGCUUAGAGGAGAGAUAUCCAGCUUCAUCCAGCGAAACAAUGAGACAUUCGCAGAGGCUUGGGAGAGGUUCAAAGGCUACACAAGUCAGUGCCCACACCAUGGAUUCAACAAUGAAUCACUACUCUCCACUCUUUAUAGAGGAUGCUUGCCUAGGUAUAGGGAGAUGCUAGACACAGCUAGCAAUGGGAACUUCCUCAACCAGGAUGUAGAUGAUGGCUGGCAACUUGUGGAGAACAUAGCUAACUCAAAUGGAAGCUAUGGAGAAGAGUAUGAUCGCACCAACCGGAGCUCGACCCACCACUCGAUCGAGUCAGACGAAAAGUUGAGAAAAGAUGUUAAGGCAUUGAAUGAGAAGUUGGAUAAGCUGAUCCUAGCUCAGUCCACAAUGAAGAAAGUCAACUUUGUGUCUGCUGAGGAGAUGGAACCAGUCCAAGAAGGGGAGGAUACACAAUUUGCUGAGGUGUGCUACAUGAGCAAUGGGCAAGGAGGUUACAACAAAGGAUACUAUAACUACAAGUCCAACCCUGCCAUGUCAUACCGCAACACUGAUGUUGCUAACCCUCAGGACCAAGUAUAUCCUCAACAACAAGCAGCUCGAUCGAGUCAGGUGCCACAACAUGGGUAUGGUCAAAAGAACAAUUACCAAGGACCACAAGGCACUUUCCCUGGACAACAAAUGAAUAUCCCACCAGGCUUCCCCCACCAACCGCCCCAGCCUGCACCUUCACAAGAGAAUGAGCUCAAAGCAAUGCUAAAGCAACUACUUCAAGGGCAAGCUGAUGGGGUAGUGGACACAAGCAAGAAGCUAGCUGAAAUAAACUCUAAGAUCGAGAACCUCAACACAAGGGUUUACUCUCUGGAGAAUCAUGCUUCUUCUGUUGCUGCUGCUACAAAGCAAGGACAACUACCUGGUAAAGCUAUUCAGAACCCCAAGGAACAGUGCAAGGUCAUCUUCACUCAAGAAGGACUUGUUGAAGAAGAGGAUCAAGAAAGGGUCAUUGAAGAUUUUUGUUUACUGCUGAAUGAUGAAGAGAUUGUUGCUGCUGAGGCUCCUGGAGUCCAGAUUGAUCAACCAGAAGUGCAUGCACCUACUGUGGCCAUUCACACUUCACCAGUUGAGCUCGCACGACAAGCUCGAUCGGCAGCUCGAUCGAGUCCAACUCUAGCUCGAUCGAGUCCGACCUCUUCUGUCCGACAGCCUGUUUUGCUUGAUCCUUAUCAACCGGUUGCCGCUUCCUCGUCUCGCCUACUUAGUCAAGGUCACAAGGAAGUGAUUCACAAGUUCAGAAGAGAUCUCAGUGGGAUUGGAAUUGAGUUGCCUCUAUGGAUAGCAUGA
Microthlaspi erraticum is the source of this 1554-nucleotide messenger RNA. The record is from the annotation of a GenBank genome assembly. NCBI's taxonomy places the organism in Eukaryota, Viridiplantae, Streptophyta, Magnoliopsida, Brassicales, Brassicaceae.